This is a messenger RNA of Equus caballus (horse), 626 nucleotides long. Lineage: Eukaryota; Metazoa; Chordata; Mammalia; Perissodactyla; Equidae. The record is from RefSeq and is a predicted model, not a curated record.
CUUCAGAAAUAUCCUCCUACACCUCAGCUGAAACCUUACUUUCUGACACCAUGUGUUGCAACUACUACGGAAACUUCUGUGGGGGCUGUGGCUAUGGCUGUGGAUACAGCUCUGGCUGUGGCUAUGGCUCCCACUAUGGCUGUGGCUCUGGCUCUGGCUGCUGUGGUUAUGGCUCUGGCUGCAGAUAUGGCUGUGGCUAUGGCUCUGGAGGUGUAUAUGGCUCUGGAUACGGCUCUGGCUACUGUGGCUACCAACCAUUUUACUACAGAAGAUACUAUUCCUCUUGCUGCUAAUCAUCAGUACAGAUCAUACUGUGCCCUUGAAAAUGAUCACUCCAAGUACAAGUACAAUUGAAAUUCACCCUAUCCAUUAACUUCACACCAAAGUAAAGAAUUAUUACUGACUGUUGGGAUCCUGAUUUAACUUCAAAGAAGCUGUUUGCAACUGUAGAGACUGAGUAGUUCCAUCAUAUCCCUGAAGAUCUUAUUCUGAUCAUUUUUCAAAUGUAGAUUCUUAGAUCUUUUUCUCCGGCUGUUUGUACAAGCGCAGGAGGACUAUACACUUGGAGUAUACUGAAAUGGAGCAAAAAUAGCAGUUUCUUAAUAAAAGACUUUAUUUAUUAAGAA